This is a messenger RNA of Manis pentadactyla (Chinese pangolin), 1853 nucleotides long. RefSeq names its product hexosaminidase subunit beta (gene HEXB). NCBI's taxonomy places the organism in Eukaryota, Metazoa, Chordata, Mammalia, Pholidota, Manidae. Gene Ontology annotation, cellular component: membrane. The transcript has 14 exons. Gene Ontology annotation, biological process: carbohydrate metabolic process; glycosaminoglycan metabolic process; ganglioside catabolic process. Bases 118 to 1719 code for a protein of 533 amino acids. Gene Ontology annotation, molecular function: beta-N-acetylhexosaminidase activity. The record is from RefSeq and is a predicted model, not a curated record.
CCGCUCGGCGACCCACGCGCGCGGCGCUUCCUCCGCCCUGGCUCGGGGCGGGGAGUCAGUGCCGAAGCUAUAGUCGGGCGGCUCCGGCCGACCCUGCCAGAGAGCAGUCGAGCGGCCAUGGAGCUCUGCAGGCUGCGGCUGCCGAGGCUGCACGGGCUGCUGGCGCUGUUCGCGGCGCUGGCGCUGCGCGCUUCCGCCACGCCGGGCCCGGCCCUGUGGCCUAUGCCGCUCUCCGUACAGAUAUCCCCGAACGUGCUGCACCUCUCUCCGCAGAGCUUCUCCAUCACGCACGACCCCUCUUCCAAGGCCGGCGCCUCCUGCACCCCUCUACAGGAAGCGUUUCGGCGAUAUUAUGACUAUAUUUUUGGUUACUACAAGAAUCUUGAUCACCCUGCUGUGUUUUCUACUGAAAUGGAGUUGCAGCAACUUCUUGUCUCAGUCAUCCUGGAUUCAGAGUGUGACACCUUCCCCAGUAUCACUUCAGAUGAGUCCUAUUUUUUAUAUGUGAAAGGACCAGUGGCUUUCCUCAAGGCCAACAGAGUUUGGGGGGCAUUACGAGGUUUAGAGACUUUUAGUCAACUAAUUUACCAAGAUCUUUAUGGAACUUUCACCAUCAAUGAAUCCAACAUUACUGAUUCUCCAAGGUUUUCUCAUAGAGGAAUUUUAAUUGACACAGCCAGACACUUUCUAUCAGUUAAGACUAUUCUUAAAACUCUGGAUGCCAUGGCUUUUAAUAAGUUUAAUGUUCUUCACUGGCACAUAGUUGAUGACCAGUCCUUUCCUUAUCAGAGCAUCAUUUUUCCUGGGCUAAGCAAUCAAGGGAGCUAUUCUUUGUCUCAUGUUUAUACACCAAAUGAUGUCAGUACAGUGAUUGAAUAUGCCCGAUUACGAGGGAUUCGGGUCAUACCAGAAUUUGAUACCCCUGGACAUUCACAGUCUUGGGGAAAAGGUCAGAAAGACCUCCUGACUCCAUGUUAUAGUCAACAUGUGCCGACUGGGACCUUUGGACCUAUAAACCCUAUUCUCAAUUCAACUUACAGCUUUCUGUAUCAGUUUUUCAAAGAAAUUAGUAUGGUGUUUCCAGAUCAGUUCAUUCAUUUGGGAGGAGAUGAAGUGGAAUUUGAUUGUUGGAAGUCCAAUCCAGAUAUCCAAGAUUUCAUGAAGCAGAAAGGCUUUUACCAAGAUUUUUCAAAACUAGAAUCUUUCUAUAUUCAAAAGCUUUUGAAUAUUACCUCAACCACAGAAAAGGGAUCCAUAGUCUGGCAAGAGGUUUUUGAUGAUAAAGUGAAGCUCCCGGCGGGCACAAUAGUUCAAGUAUGGAAAGGGCAGAAGUAUCGUGAUGAACUACAUGAUGUCACAACAGCUGGCUUCCCUGUGCUCCUUUCUGCCCCUUGGUACUUAGAUUGGAUUAGUUAUGGACAAGACUGGAGAAAAUACUAUGAAGUGGAACCUCUUGAUUUUGAUGGUUCUCCAGAACAGAAAAAACUUGUCAUGGGUGGAGAAGCUUGUCUGUGGGGAGAAUAUGUGGAUUCAACUAACCUCACUCCGAGAUUAUGGCCUAGGGCAAGUGCAGUUGGUGAGAGAUUGUGGAGUCACAAAGAGGUCAGAAAUCUGGAUGAUGCCUACAAAAGACUCACAGGUCACCGCUGCAGAAUGGUCAGACGUGGAAUAGCUGCAGAACCUCUUUUUACUGGAUACUGUACUCAUGAGGCAAGAUGAGGCCAGAAUGUAAAAGUGAGCUGAAAUGAAGAAUAGGAGGGGGAAAAGCCCACAGCAAUCAACUUGCAUUUGAAAUCAUGUAAAUUAAGAUUUGGUAUACUGUUUUUAAAUAAAAUGUCUUUUUAAUGAUUGAA